Capronia epimyces CBS 606.96 is the source of this 3213-nucleotide messenger RNA. RefSeq lists its product as uncharacterized. The coding region runs from base 1 to 3213 and encodes 1070 amino acids. The record is from RefSeq and is a predicted model, not a curated record. Gene Ontology annotation, molecular function: protein binding. The transcript has a single exon. NCBI's taxonomy places the organism in Eukaryota, Fungi, Ascomycota, Eurotiomycetes, Chaetothyriales, Herpotrichiellaceae.
AUGAAGCCGGAUGUCCCUCCCUCCUACGAGAGUGCCGUCAGCCGCGAAGCGUGGACGAUCAUCGCACCCUGGAUCCCUUCCAGCGACCUCUGUUCGGCAUGCCUCGUGUCGCAGAAAUGGUAUUCUAUCUUCAUUCCCUUCCUAUGGGGCGACCCGGCCUCUCACUUCGGCAUUGCCAAUGACGCCGUCUACGUUGGACUCACCCGCUUCAAAAGAACGCUCCGCAAGGCAAGGUUGAGCGUGAGGAGCCUGACCCAUACUCUGCAUCUCCCGCCUGCACUGAGCGAGAUCUAUGGCGGCCCGAAUCCCUCCUGGUUACGCGAUGUCCUCGAAUACCUCCCGAAUCUACAAAGCCUCAUUGUCAGCCAACUACCAUUCUUCGAUCACCACAGCCUCAAUGCGCUAAGGACCACAAGCAACGCGAGGAAACUGUCAAAUGGGGAAGAAAAUACGCUGCCUAGCUUUGGCUUGAAACUACUGUUGGCAUCCAGCGAGCCAAAUACCACAUCAUCCGCGUUGGCGAAUGCAUUGCCAAGGUUUCCCAGCCUAGUCUACCUCGAUUUAUCGUAUACCUCGCCAGCUCGUGAUGCGGCAGUGCUUGCGGCCCUGUCAUAUCUACCGGACCUACAAGUGCUCAAAUUGCGCGCUGUUGGUCUCAGAGAUGGAGAGGCGGAAGUGUUGGCUAAUGCGGUUGGAAUCCGUGUCCGCCUGUUGGACCUCAGAGAUAACCUUCUCACCGACAUGGCAGUCAGGUCGUUGAUGCAAGCAUGCUUCCUGCCGCCUGAUGCCCCCCAAUUUACUUCUCUCAGUGUGGAAGAUUGGCCCGUCGGCAUGGCCCCUGGGCCGGACUUUUUCAGCCUUGAUACCCUCCGUAGUGAGGAAUUCGAUCAUGAGUUGCUCAAACAACUAACCAAUCCACUCACUGGAAGGCUAGCAUUUGAGGAUAUUCCCCACCGGGGCCUCACCCAUCUUUACAUUUCAGGAAAUCGUCUGUCCGUUGAGGGCUUGUCAAGUCUCCUCAAGUCAGAGCGGCUACAUAUAUUUGAUGGUGGCUCUGUCGACACCGUCAAAAUCAUCUCGAGAACUCCCUCUACUACGUCGCCUACUGGUUACAUUGAUAAAGUGCGCUUUCCCGGUGCUGAAAAACUGAUUCCGGUCCUUGCGCAGUCUGCUCGGAAGAACCUGACGUAUCUACGUGUUGACCAUGCAGUGGUCACGUCGAAAUCAGAGGUCACGUCUGAUGUCCCGAAGCCCAAAGCGUCUUCGAUCGAACUUGCCGGCUCCCAACCACUUGCUGCUGAGCUCCCUUCAGACAGAAUUGUGCUGGAAGCACCGGCUUCUGCCCACUACCCUGUAGAAAUGCCAGGGUCACAUGGACCCAUUUUCGAACUCGACGCUACUCCGGCACCACCCAGAGUCGAGCUGAUUGGCGACUUGAUGUAUUUCGCCGUCAGUCCUCCUAUAGGAGAGAAGCCACAGGCUCCCAGUCCAGUCAUCGAGGUACAGAGUCCCAUUAGAGGGGAAGGACCUUAUGCCCCGGAGGUAGUCAACCAGAACGGGGGUGGGAAUGAUCGUGGACAUGAAGAUCAUGUUACUGUGACAGACUCGGAGGUCUCGGAUGAGACGGGAACGCAGAGUACAUCCAAGUCCUUAUUCUCACCAGUCUCCCCCGUGACGCCGCACGGCACGGUGGCUUUUCAGCCAUUGAUAGCUCCGCCAGAGCCAAUAUCUGAACAAGGUCAACCUCAACCCCAGCAUCCUGAGCCAAAUGCCAACCCUCCUCCUCUUCCUACAUCCGGGCCUCCUGCAUCUCCUCCCUCCCUUCCACCAGCUCCUGUCGCAACGCAACAUCGGCAGGCACGGAUAGAAGCUCUUCUUUCGAAGCGGCCUCUUGGGUUAUCAUCCAAGAUGAUACAGCCAAGCACACCACUUACCAAAGCAAUAGUUUCCAAUUUGAGCAGUCUACAUCCCUGUCUCCUCCCUCACUUGAGGACGUUAGUACUGACCAAUGUGCCGACCACCGCAUCUACGGCAUCCGGAAUAGUUGAUGCCCUCAAAGCUUUCAUAUCUGCCUGUGCCGACGAGUCUGCCAUAUCUCGCCUCCUGGCGAGGACAGACUAUUCCCUUCCACCUGGUAAAGCUCGCCACGCUGCCGAGCUGAAACACGCACAGUCCGCUUUUGCCCUGCGCACCAUCGUACUAGAAAUGGAACAAGCCGGCCCGCAAAAGGUCAACGGCCAACGUGCCUGGCAGCCCUCACGCCAAAAUGUCAACAUGAGUAAAUCUUCGACGGGAGAUCGGGAUAGCGAGAACCUUUGGUCUGCUGCCGAGAACGACUUUAGUUUCUUUGGCGAGGAGGGUGAAGAGCAGGCAGAAUGCGGCAUCUACCAACACGACCCGGAGAAAUACUUUCCUACAGCGCACUUUGAUGACAAGAUUCUGUUGACCCCGGAUGACAGUCAUGCCGAGGGCGGCUCUAGCAGUCCACAUGGCAGUGUCUUCGGAAGCCAAGCUCACGGUACGCUCUCACCUUUCUCGAUGAACUAUACAAGCUCGACCGGCGCGUUGCAAAGUCCUAGGAAUCUGCCCCUGGGCCGAAAUCGGAGGAGCUCCAAUGAGCCGCACCGCAAUGGAGACGAGAGGUCAGUCCUCGCCGAAGUGCAGGGCGGGCCUGUCUCGCCGCAAUACAUGACUGGCAGACUACGUUCUCAGUCACAAUCCCACCCUCAAGGGCGGCGGCCACCAACGUCGGACCCAAAUCAGACGGAGGAAAGAGAGGAUACAGAUGAACCGAAGGUCGAUGUGGUUUCUGAGCUCGCGGCUUGGAGGAAAGAACGCAAGAAAGCGUACGAGGACGAACUGGCACGAUACAAGAUGAGCCGAGCCAGAAAUGGGCAUGGCAGAACGAACAGUCUCCACGACAAGCGCCAGAGCAACGGGCUUCAGGGGUCUGGUCCAAGCUCGUCGCAACAACCAAGAGGGUAUGGAUAUGGAUUCGACCAUGGCGCCGGGCCGGGUUCGGCAGGCCACAGCCAGGCGCGACCUGUGACGCCCGUUGGUCAAGCCGGCGAAGUGAAUGAUCUCGACAUGAAGUUCGUCGAGGGCCACUGGAACGGGGAGAUCAAGGUGAUCCGGAAUCCGACGCCCAAGGGCCGGACGGGGGUGGUCGAUAUGUACGGCAAUUAUUUUGAGAAGGGGUAUUUGUACCCGUGA